This is a messenger RNA of Eptesicus fuscus (big brown bat), 624 nucleotides long. RefSeq names its product protein phosphatase 1 regulatory subunit 27 (gene PPP1R27). The coding region runs from base 145 to 609 and encodes 154 amino acids. Lineage: Eukaryota; Metazoa; Chordata; Mammalia; Chiroptera; Vespertilionidae. The transcript is spliced from 3 exons. The record is from RefSeq and is a predicted model, not a curated record. Gene Ontology annotation, molecular function: phosphatase binding.
CUUGCGGACGGAGCAUCGGAGCAUCCAUCGCGGUCCGGCCGGAAGCCCCCGUCCUCGGCUCGGAGACCCUGCCCGCUGGGCCGGGCGCACGCCUCCCCUGAGCAGCAGGGCCCCCACAGGGGCGGCCACCCCGCUGCCCCCGGGAUGCCCAGCAGGACGGUCCGCUAUGUGGCCUACAGCCCUCGGCAGCGGCGCCGGCGGAUGCUGGCCCAGCGCAGCGUGCGCUUCCCCAACGACGUGCUGUUCCUGGACCACGUCCGCCAGGGCGACCUGGAGCAGGUGGGGCGCUUCAUCCGGGCUCGCAAAGUGGCCCUGGACACCCUCUACCCCUCAGGCCUGGCAGCCCUGCACGAAGCAGUCCUGUCUGGGAACCUGGAGUGCGUGAAGCUGCUGGUCAGGUACGGGGCAGACAUCCACCAGCGCGACGAGACGGGCUGGACGCCCCUGCACAUCGCCUGCAGCGACGGGUACCCCGACAUCGCCAGGUACCUCCUCUCGCGGGGAGCGGACAGGAAGGCGGCCAACGACGACGGCGACCUGCCCGCCGACCUCAUCGACCCCGACUUCAAGGACUUGGUGGAGCUCUUCCAGGGCACCGGCAUGGGCUGAGCCGGCCCGCCACGC